This is a messenger RNA of Colletotrichum truncatum, 1776 nucleotides long. Its product is annotated as polarized growth protein. Lineage: Eukaryota; Fungi; Ascomycota; Sordariomycetes; Glomerellales; Glomerellaceae. The record is from RefSeq and is a predicted model, not a curated record. Gene Ontology annotation, biological process: GPI anchor biosynthetic process. Gene Ontology annotation, cellular component: endoplasmic reticulum.
AUGUCCCUUGUGGCCCUCCUCCGCCAUGGCCUCCGCCUCCUACUCCCGCUGGCGGUAGUCUUAAACGUUUACCUUUACCUCUAUCCCAUCUUCAUCGGCUGCGCAUUCCCCGUUGCACCAAGCGACAGCUCGAGCGGUGCCGAACUCGGCAGCAAAGUCGCAUUUCUCGAAGCUGUGCGACCGCAUCUCCCCCCAUCCAUCCCUCUUCGGAAGACGAGCGCGCGUCCAGCCCCGUUUCGUCUCCUUGCACUCGGUGAUCCCCAACUCGAGGGCGACACUGCGAUUCGAAGACAUAAUGGCCCAAUCUUUGCUCAUGCAAGGAGCCUCUGGUCCCAUGUGACCUUUCAAUCCGAGAACUCGCUGCGACAGCGUAUCCGACAGUCGCUCCACGAUUUGAUCGAUAUCUUCUUUGAGGACGUCUUUGACGAGCUUGAGUCGAUUCGCAAGCGGAUAGAUCUGUUUGGCAACGACUUUUACCUUGCCCACAUCUACCGCACCGUACACUGGUGGACUCGGCCUACACACGUCACUGUCCUUGGCGACCUGCUGGGCAGCCAGUGGAUUGGUAUUGAAGAAUUCCGGCGCCGUGGCCGCCGUUACUGGGACCGCGUCAUGCGAGGCACGGAGCGUGUUCCAGACGACGUCGCCGCAUACCCCUCUAUGGAAUAUGAACUCUCGGGCUUACUCUCGCCGUCUGGCGAGCCUUCUGCCGAGUGGCCGCGUCGUGUCAUCAACGUGGCUGGCAAUCACGACAUUGGAUACGCUGGUGACAUUAACCAGGACCGUUUUGGCCGUUUUGAGCGUCUGUUUGGCAAGGCGAACUACGAGCUGCGGUUCGAGCUUCCUAUUGAAGACCCAAAAGUCAAUGCCACUGUGGUGGACGAUGUGGCAAAUCCCAGCUCCGAUCGUCUGCCCCCUGAGAUCCGCGUAAUCAUUCUCAACGACAUGAACCUCGACACUCCCGCCAAAGAUGCGGAUUUACAGGAUGCCACAUAUGCAUUCAUUAAUUCGGUCAUAGAGACAUCUUCGGCAGUCGAGUACAACGGACACUUUACUGUUGUCUUGACACACAUUCCUUUACACAAGCCGGAAGGCGUUUGCGUGGACUCGCCCUUCUUUGACUUCCACGGCGACGAAGACGGUGGCGGAGUCAAGGAGCAGAACUUACUUUCCUACGACGCCAGCAAGGGCUUCCUCGAAGGCAUAUUCGGCAUGAGCGGCAACACAGAGGCGCCUGGCAACGGCAAGGGUCGCCCAGGCGUGAUCCUCAACGGCCAUGAUCACGAGGGCUGUGACACGUUCCACUACAUCAAUCAGACGGACGGCAACCUUGAAGACAGGAGAUGGCAGGCCCAAAAAUGGAAGGACGCCAAGGGCCAUGGCGUGGCCGGUGCCGCUGGUGUCCCCGGCUUGAGAGAAAUCACAGUCAGGAGUAUGAUGGGUGAUUUCGGCGGUAAUGCCGGGCUCUUCAGCGCUUGGUUUGACGAGGAGACGUGGAGUUGGAAGUUUGAAUAUGCGACGUGCGCGUUGGGAACGCAGCACAUGUGGUGGCUCGUCCACAUUUUGGAUCUCGUGGCGGUCGUUGGCAUCAUCGCCUACAUUGUCCUGUCCGUCUUGGAGGCGAACAAGCCGCCGUCUCCCGCAAAAUCGAACGGGGCCUUGAUAUCGAACGGGACCGUGACAUCGAAUGGGAAGCCCACCCCUGCGAACGGUGUCGUCCCUUCUAAUGGUGCAGUUAAGAAGCCGACAGAGAACGGUGAGGCCAUUUUGUCGUAG